Messenger RNA from Notodromas monacha, 756 nucleotides. The record is from the annotation of a GenBank genome assembly. NCBI's taxonomy places the organism in Eukaryota, Metazoa, Arthropoda, Ostracoda, Podocopida, Cyprididae.
AUGUCCGUGUUGUUGGUGCUGUUGGUGGUGCAUCCUGAUGCGUCAUCCGGCAGGUGUGUCGUCCAAGAUGGCCGCCUGCAUUGUGCGGAGGCGUGCGACACGGAUGCGGUUCGUGCGGCGGAUUUCGACGGCAGGAUCGUCUUGACGGGCCGAGUUCUUGACUUCGGUUGUCUAGACUUCUUCGGCAUAACGAAAGUUGAACUGUUGGCUCCGACUCGUUGCGAGGGGGUUUUUCGUGCUUCGUUGGUCGAUCCGGUGGACUUCUGCAUGACUGGGCAGACUACGACGAAGUUACUAUCUUCUCCAUCACUUUCCACGCAUGCUCCGAGUUCGUCAACGAUGAGUCCUGUUGCAUCGACGGAGCCGGUUACGUCAACGACGGCGGCUUCUUUCACUUCUUCAAGCUGCCCCCGCGUGACGACCAAGCCUUCCAUCAUUGUUUCGGUGUUAAAGAACCUUCCUGAAACCCGAAUUCACUCUGGGGAUCAUGCAAACAUCACUCUAACGGUAGUAGAAGGAAAAGCGGUCUUGGGCGCGGAGUUUGCUACCGAACUCUUUUCUAAUUGGGCCAUUGGGCUAAUUAGUGGUCUUGGCGUGACGGUGUUUGGUUUGGCUGCUGGUUGGAUGGCCUGGUGUUUGAGAAAAAAGCCUUGGCUGCUGUCGUACCUGAGGAGGGCAGAAGAGAUAUGGCGAAUCCUGACGCCACCGACAACUCCAGCGUCGUCUCCUUUACCACCGCAAUCGUCGGUUGAUGUG